AUGUUUGUAUGCACAUAUAAAUUACGUUGCAUAUCAUUUCAACAUUUUGAGGAGAUGACUAAAUGGGAUGACGUAUUAAAAGCUAAUUUGAAAUGUUCAUAUUUCCAUGCGGAUUUAAUUGUUGCUCCUAAGAACAGCAUUUUAUAUAGUUAUGCACGUCACAGGAGACAUUUUCCACUCAUUCAAAAGCCCAAAAACCAGACUUUAUCAUCUCCAAGAAAAUCGUCUCCUACACUAUGCAAUAAUUCAAGUGAUGGUUAUUUACAUGUGACACGUGAUCGUAUAUGUUUUACUACGGGACCGGGUUGUUCCCAUCCUCGCCUUUUGGCAACAUGGACUUUUGACAAUGAUGAAAUUGUACAGUGUGGUACAGCCCGUGUUCAGAACAUUGCGAAAGGAAACUUCACUGAUCCUCCGUCACUUUUUUUUCUUACCGCUUUCCCUGACCACCCUGAAGCUCCUGGAAGUCACCUGUUUCUUUCUAACCGGGCAACUGAUUUAUGUGAUAUUAUUGAAUAUACUAAUCGAGCAGCAGUUUAUCAAGCAGACUGGAGACGCCUAACUUGCAUAGCUUCACUUAUUGAUUCCCCCUCUUGCUCUAACGUAUGUGAUUCUGACCAGAUCGGUUCAAUAUGUGAUCCUAUCCGUUCUGUUACCAGUAUUUUCUACUCCAGUGGGAUUCAAAAUGCUGCAAUAAUUUCUCGUGCCAAAUAUCCAGACAAAAAUAUCAAUGCUGAAAUUCCUAUGAUAGAUUUGUCAUCUUCGUCUAAAAAGCCGGCUCUUGAGAAUGCAACACAGAUAGAGAUUUAUUCCAAUGAAAGUUCUAAAAAAGUAGAGGAGCAAACACCUGUUGAUUCUCGUCUAGGUUCAGUGAUUGACCGAAAAAAAUGGGUUUCUCUGCACCCAAGACGGCGUUUUUCUAGUCAUCCUGUAGCAACAGAUCAAGUCACUAAUCUUAAUGACAUUACUAUCAAUGCCAAUCCCCAAUCUUAUCCAUAUUCUGGACAUACACACUGUUCACGAAGAUGUAAUAUCUGUCACUGGAGACGAUCUGAGCCUUAUUUGGUGACUUUACCUUCACAACCUCUGGAUACGUUGAAGUUAGAAGAACUUCUCAAUCAACCGUACUGUUCGUAUUGCUUCAAAGAUAUGCCCUGUACUUCUGAUAUACUUUUAUCCCACUCUUGUAAUUCUCAUGAUUCAUAUGAUAAUACCUCUCUCAAGAAAACUUUUGAUGAUAAAAAUAUCUGCCUGGCUUGUUCAGAAAAGCAAACUAAAGAUAAUAAUUCCAACGAUACUUUUUUGUCAAACAACUGUUUACAUCAUAACAGCAACAUGCACUCAAUUACUUCGUGCAAUAAAACUCAAUGCAAUUUAAUUUCAUCUGCUAAAAAUGAACACCACAAUAACACUAUUGCUAAUAAUGUCAUUACAGAAAAAAUGGACUUCGAUUUUAAGUGUAACCCCUAUACACCAUUUUCUAUAUCAGAGCAGAGUGUCUGCAAGCAGCUAACUGGUUCUCCUGGUCGUUCUAGCGCAGUUUCUGUCUCUCACUGUGUUCGACGACGUAAGCGUUUACCGAGUAGCUGGUCCGCUAUUAGUCCAACAGUGACAAACAACGGAGAUACGUCAGCGAAUGUUACUCAUUGUAACAUUCUUCCCAUCCGUAGACGUCGAACGGAAUUGAAUCAGUGUUUAUCCAAUGGGAAUAGCUCACGACACGCUUAUGUUUCAUCUUUAACGACACCAACGGUUAUCCCAGGAAGUCAAUAUGCUAGAACUCGAAAACAUACUACGAGUACAUGCGAAAGCACAACUUAUUGCAAAGACUCAGGCAAUUCACAUAGUCUCCAUUGUUCUACAACCACAAACAAACAGGAUAGUAUCAAGUCUUCAUUAGUCUCUCUAUCACCUUCUGCCACACCACUUUGGGCAGACGCACCUACAUAUGCUAAACCGAAAACUGGGAAACAUUAUGUCUCCAGAGAAGCGAUUCACGCUCUCUGUAUUGAUCAGCAACAUCGACUUUUGUCUGUUUCAGAUAAUGCGAACGGUUUUGGUAACUGUUCUCAGAUGAAUUCAUCAAACAAUAUAUCCCGUAUUGGAAAUCACUCAAGUGAAUCUGGUAGCAGGUUAACAGGCCUGACAGGGGCAUCUGAUGGAAAUGCAACUUUUCAGCAUAAACAGCAGCUGUCAAACGACUCUGUUCAAUAUAAAUCAUCAGCUUUUUAUCCUACAACGACAAAUUUAUCAGAUUUUAAUUUGUUGUCACAGACUACAUCCAAUCAUGUUGUGCCGUCUCAAAGUGAUAAAUCAUUACCAACUCUUUCUGGACCCUAUAUUAAUAUGUUCCCAAAUACCCUUCAUGGUGAAUUACAACCAUUGUCUGAAAAACAUCAAUCGAUCCCUGUUUCAUCUACUUCGACGCAACCUAUUCAAAAUUAUAGUGUCAAGAAUAAACAGCAAGAUGUUAAUCAAAUAGCUAACAAUAUUAGUAAUACCUUCGAAUUACCAGUGGGUACAGACAUUAUCUUUGAAAAUCCCGAACGUUAUGUGAAUUUAUUAGGUUUACAGAAAAGUGGUUUCACAGUUUUAAAUCACUCAGAUGCAACUGUAUAUUAUAUCAAUUUUUCACCAAGUAAUUUUGAACGUAAAUGUUUUGCGGACUCAACCUCUGCUCAAUUAUCAAUUUCUGAUUCCUCUCUAGCGCCACGUCUUCCAGCGUCAAUACCUAUUCUUUCGGGUUCUCUUCUGGAAAAACCACCGACUCCACAGAGGCUAAUGAUAUCUACAAAUAAUCUUACUUGCAUUAAUAACUUAUCUAUUUCCAAAACACCACAACUACAUUACGCUCAUCUUACUCUAUCUGACAGAGUAAAUAGUUCAACAACUAAUAUAUGUCAACAAAAAAAACUGAGUGACCAAAUGACUGAUGAUGACAAUAGUUCCGAGAAUAAGAUCAGUCUUCACUCGUCUCAAUCCUUACAGUGUGCAUUAUCUUCUGAUCCAAACCAUUCUGAAACUAGGCUUCUGGAUCAUAACUGUUACCUAGUUGACAAUAACUGUGAUGGCUGUUCCUCACAAGGAUUAAAUUAUGUAACUAUAGAUAUGAGACAGACUAAAGCACUUUCUGAAUUAGGGCAAGAAUUGCGCAUCAGUGCUGGAUUAGUGUGUAACGCUGGUUAUCAUAUACCAUGGUCAGGAUGUAUUCUUCGUGAUCAGAACUGUAAUGAUCUGAAAACUAGUAGUAAAUCCACAGUGUUACGCAAACAUUUCACGAUUCCAUGCAACCUCCCCAGUUAUUUUGCCAGAAAAAAAGAUGAUACGGUUCAUGCGUUAACAAACUUUUCUGAAAACUCACAAGGAAAGAAAGAAAACCGUGAAAAUAUUGCCUCUCUGACCAAUCGAGUUUUUAAGCGUUUAAUCCAUUCUAUUCAUCUUCCACAUCACAAUCAAAACUGA
Molecule: messenger RNA, 3462 nt
Organism: Schistosoma turkestanicum
Lineage: Eukaryota; Metazoa; Platyhelminthes; Trematoda; Strigeidida; Schistosomatidae
Source: the annotation of a GenBank genome assembly